Argiope bruennichi is the source of this 885-nucleotide messenger RNA. RefSeq names its product 15-hydroxyprostaglandin dehydrogenase [NAD(+)]-like. NCBI's taxonomy places the organism in Eukaryota, Metazoa, Arthropoda, Arachnida, Araneae, Araneidae. Gene Ontology annotation, cellular component: cytoplasm. The coding region runs from base 60 to 797 and encodes 245 amino acids. Gene Ontology annotation, molecular function: oxidoreductase activity, acting on the CH-OH group of donors, NAD or NADP as acceptor. The record is from RefSeq and is a predicted model, not a curated record. The transcript is spliced from 7 exons.
UGUAAUAAUUGUGGAAAAUACUGCUGAAGGAUUUUUACAUUUGUUUAGACUGCAGCAUUAUGACCGAUUCUCCAGUUGCCAUUGUUACUGGGGGUGCUCAUGGCAUUGGAGCCACUAUUUGCAUAGAACUGUUGAAAAAUGGAUAUCGAGUUUGUGUAGCUGAUAUUCAAAAAUCAAAAGCCGAAGAGUUUGCGAACGAGCAGCGAAAAAUUUUCGGAGAAGAAAAUGUUACAGCUAUACAAUGUGAUGUAAGAGAAGAAUCUUAUUACGAAAAAGUUUUUGAAGAAACUUUGAAACAUUUUAAGAGAGUCGAUGUCCUAGUAAACAAUGCUGGAAUUAUAUUGCCAACGGACCUUCAGGAGUACAUUCAAGUUAAUUUGUUAGGAUCUCUAUAUGGAUGCCAUGCAGCUUUGAAAUACAUGGGAAAAAGUAAAGGAGGCAAUGGAGGUGCGGUUAUCAACACCGCUCCUAUAGAAGAUGUUGGACCGAUUCCUGAAUUACCUGGUUACAUAGCCAUUAAACAUGAUCUAGUAAAUCUGACUCGUAGCUUUGGGCUUCCAUUUUAUUAUGAAAAGGAUGAAGUCUUGUUUGCUUCUUUAUGUCCUUAUGUUGAUGCAAAGACGAUAAAAGCAAUAAAUAAAGCUUGUAAACUCGAAUUGGACUCUUCCAGUGGCUCUGAUAAGUUGAGUCCUGAAUAUGCAGCAAAAGGAGUGUUAAAACUUUUAGAAGACAAAAUAAAUGGCUCCACGUUGCUUGUUGUUCCUAAUGGAUAUCACUACUACGAACCUAUCGAUUAACUGAAAUCUUUGAUUCUGGAAGAUGAAUGAGAUUGGGAAAAUGUAGUUUCAAUUCAAUAAAAGGAAUUAGAUCAAAAGAUAAAGCUUU